Messenger RNA from Aureobasidium uvarum, 1794 nucleotides. The record is from the annotation of a GenBank genome assembly. NCBI's taxonomy places the organism in Eukaryota, Fungi, Ascomycota, Dothideomycetes, Dothideales, Saccotheciaceae.
UCAACAAAGGCGCCGCAACCCGAUCGCCUUACAGAGACCUGCAAUCAAAUGCUUCCAGGAAAGAUCAUUGUGCCCCUGUCACCCCCGAGCUCUCCUCGCAUGUCUGGUCAAGACUACAAGCCAGCACUACCUGGUUGGCAAGCGCAUCAAGAUCACCAGUCGUCUUUUGGACAGGGGUAUCCUCAUGCAGCAGGCCAGUACCAGGCUCCUCAAGAGCCUGUCCCGAGCAGCCAUGUUCUGAGCGUACCUCAAGGUCCUUCGCUGAGAUCGUACAAGACAUCGCCAUACCCUCUCAACGCCCAGUACUCGGCAGGCAGCACUACUCCGGGUUCCUACCCACAACAUGCUUCAUCGGACNNCCCCAAAUCUCAUACAACUUCCCAAUCCAAUGCUGGACCUGGACAGCAGGCGUCGGCCGAGUCGUUACCCGGCAGCCCAUCGUCUCACCUGAGUCCGCACUCGCAAGGAGUCGACCCCGACGAUGAGAUUGCGGAUGAUGAUGAUCAAGAUGCAAGUGGAGAUGCCGACGAUGGCGAGAACAAGCCUCCGAUGACGGCAGCCGAGCUGAGGAACCAAAAGCGCAAGAUGAAGCGGUUCAGGUAUGCUACUUACCCACAACCAAACGAGAUUCCUGAUGAGCGAGUUCAGUCGCUAAGCUCAUCCCGAUGCUGCGCAUCGCGAAAGACUCUCUCGAGAGAUUCCUGGCUUGAGCCCAAGGCAGGUGCAAGUCUGGUUCCAAAACAGCUGAAGCGUUUGACAGCCGAGGAUCGUGAGAGGAUGAUGAAGUCAAGAGCUCUGCCGGAUAACUUUGACAUGACACCCAGUCUUCACAGCAACUAUGGCUCAGCGCCUGGCGGUAUCACACCUGGCGCAUCUCCUGCUAGCUAUGGCACAGUCAUCCACCAACCUGGUCACAUUCGUCCCCUAACUCUCGACACACUCCGCCGAGGAGAAUUGGGACCUAGCUACAUUAGCCCGACUGGAAUUCCUCCUGGCAUGACAACAAUGGCAUACACACCCCCGCAUUCAGCGACAGAUACCAUGUCGCCAGUCACGAGACCGCCAGAAGGUGCUGACUACGGAUAUACUCCUCGUUCAACUCUGGAUAGUCCUCAGAGAGCCAUGUUCUCUGGACCUCCUCCGUCAUACGCCAGCCAAUAUUCUCAGGCACCACGACUUCCUGUACACGAUCGGUUCAGACGCGCAAGUGGAGAAACUGCCACAUCGUCUCCUCUGAGAUCUAGCAUGUCUUAUGGCAGUCUGAGUGGCGAGAGCUCUCAACACCCCUCCGAGGCCAGGACUCCUGGUUUGCAAUCGUCAGAGGGCCAUGGAUACAUCUCUCAACAGGAUGCGCAGAGGAACAUGCCUCCUCCCAGCGGACCAUAUGACGGCUUCCCCAGCUACCAAUCUAGUGUUCGCCCUGCCCAAGCACCGACUAGUGGCCCUCCAAGCAUCGACAUGAUCAAUGCCUAUCACAGAGACAGCCAACAACUGCUCAGCCAGCACCCGUCUUCAUUCCCCGGAUACCAACAAUACCACAACCCAACCCCUUACUCCACACCUCAAAUGCCUCACUACGCCAACUUCAGCAACCAGUUUGCUCCUUCCUCUUCAUACUCUGGUCCCUACAUGCAGCGCUCAGAGCAGCCACAGGCACAACCUCAACAACCGCAGAACCCUCCUACUUCCUUGGCUCCUAGCGCCGCCCAGCGAUCUCCGUACCACGGACAGCGCAGCAACGAAUCUGAAGCCAGCCACAGUGACAGCGGAGUUGCGAUCGGCGCUUCCUACUAG